Colius striatus (speckled mousebird) is the source of this 853-nucleotide messenger RNA. RefSeq names its product ELOVL fatty acid elongase 3 (gene ELOVL3). Gene Ontology annotation, molecular function: fatty acid elongase activity. Gene Ontology annotation, biological process: fatty acid elongation, monounsaturated fatty acid; very long-chain fatty acid biosynthetic process; fatty acid elongation, polyunsaturated fatty acid. The record is from RefSeq and is a predicted model, not a curated record. The coding region runs from base 42 to 848 and encodes 268 amino acids. The transcript has 4 exons. Lineage: Eukaryota; Metazoa; Chordata; Aves; Coliiformes; Coliidae. Gene Ontology annotation, cellular component: endoplasmic reticulum membrane.
GGGAGCGGCUCGGCUCGGCUCGUUGCCGUCAAGGGCUCGAUAUGGAGCUGACCGUUGACCCGUCGGAGUUGCAGCCGCUGGGGGAAUACGACUUCGAGAAGAACUUCAACGAGCGGGAAGCGAGGGAAUGGAUGCGGCAGAAUUGGCACGUGACUUUCUUUUUUGUUGUGGUUUACGUGAUCGUGAUCUUUGGAAUCCAGCGUUUCAUGAAGCAGCGGGAAGGCUUCAGCCUGCGCGCCCCACUGACCCUGUGGUCCUUCAGUCUGGCCUUGCUCAGUACCGUGGCAUCCAUUCGGCUCUGGAAGCACACGCUCUUCAUCUUCUCUACCAAGGGACUUAAGCAAACGAUGUGUAGUCAAUCCAUCUACAUCCACCCCUUGACCAAGCUUUGGAUCUUUCUAUUUGUGGUGACCAAACUCGUGGAGCUGGGAGACACCAUGUUCAUCGUUUUACGGAAGAAGCCGCUCAUCUUCCUGCACUGGUACCACCACGCUGGCACGCUGAUGAUCGCCUGGUACAGCUACAAGGAGAUGGCUGCUGGCGGCACCUGGCCCGCCGUGCUCAACUUCAGCGUCCACUCCAUCAUGUACUCCUACUACACCGUGAAGGCCACGGGCUACAGGGUGCCCCGCCUGGUCUGCAUGACCAUCACCAGCGUGCAGAUGCUGCAGAUGGUGAUGUACAUGGUAAUGAACGUCCUGCUCAUCAUCUGGAAGGACGAGAGGACGUGCCCUACCACCUGGACAUUCCUUUCCCAUUCGUGGCUGUUGUCUACCACUUUUCUGGUGCUCUUCGGCAACUACUUCUUCAAGACUUACCUGAGUGACCCGAAAUCAAAGAAGGAAUAAAACAA